AUGGCGGCGAACGUCGGUGACAUCUUGGCCAGCCGCGACGCGUUCCCGGCGACGUACACGGCGCGCGACCUCAUCACGUACGCGCUCGGCAUUGGCUGCAGCUACUACAAGACGCCGGAGCAGGCGAGCACGGACCUGCACUUCACCUCGGAGCUGGACGCGCGCUUUGCGGCGUUUCCGCUGUACCCGGUCGUGCUCCUCUUCAAGGGCGACGCGCACGACGUUGUGGACUUUCCGCCACCGAGCAUGUCGACGAUCCCGAACGGCAUGCCCGACUUCAACCCCGGCAUGACACUCCACGGCGAGCAGAGCAUCGAGGUCCACCGCCCAUUGCCAGCCACGGGCGGGCGCGUCACGUGCCACCGCCGCGUGCUCUCCUUCCACCCGAAAGGCAAGUCGGGCGCGCUCAUGGAAACCGAGUUCAAGAUCGUCGACGAGGCAGGCGAGCCGCUCACGACGCUCGUCAUGGGUUCGUUCUACCGCGGCCUGGACGCCUCCUUUCAAGGUCAAGGCCGCACGCCACCGCGCCGCCCAAGCAUGCCUGUGCGCACCCCCGACAUCGUCCUCACGCUGCCCACGUCGCCUGCCCAGGCGCAGCUCUACCGUCUCUCGGGCGACUACAACCCGCUCCAUAUUGAUCCGGACUUUGCUGCCUCGGCGGGCUUUCCGCAGCCCAUUUUGCAUGGUUUGUGCACGAUGGGUGUCGCGGCGCGCGCGCUCCUGCAGGCGUACGGCCACAACGAGAGUGCUAGCUUCCGCAAGAUGAGCGUUCGGUUCUCCAAGCCGACGUUUCCGGGCGAGACGCUCGAGACGCGCAUGUGGCUCACGUCGCCCGGCCACGUGGCCUUCCAGACGCGCGUCGUCGAGCGUGACGCGAUCGUGCUCGACGGCGGCGAGUUUGCCUUUGCGACGCCCGCGACGCCUCGCUUGUAA
Messenger RNA from Saprolegnia diclina VS20, 933 nucleotides. RefSeq lists its product as hypothetical. The transcript has 2 exons. NCBI's taxonomy places the organism in Eukaryota, Oomycota, Saprolegniomycetes, Saprolegniales, Saprolegniaceae. Gene Ontology annotation, cellular component: peroxisome. The record is from RefSeq and is a predicted model, not a curated record. The coding region runs from base 1 to 933 and encodes 310 amino acids.